AUGGACAAGGUUGACCCUGAAUUGCAGGCUGUCGUGCGCCAGAAGGCGUCGCAGGCCCAGUUUGCUGAGGUGUCCUUGGACCUGACAGACAAGUGCUGGAACAAGUGCGUGGACAAGAUUGGUUCCAAGCCCAUCUCCGAAGGCGGCGACUCCCGUACUGCGGCGUGCAUCUCAAACUGCGUCAAGAACUUUAUCGAGAUGCAGCAAGUGCUUGUGGCCAAGUUCCGCGGUGCCACCCCGCUCUUUCCAUUGUCCUUCAAUCUGCUGCACACUGUGGACACUGUGCGCAUGCGUGUGUCCAUGUAA
Salpingoeca rosetta is the source of this 306-nucleotide messenger RNA. RefSeq lists its product as uncharacterized. The record is from RefSeq and is a predicted model, not a curated record. NCBI's taxonomy places the organism in Eukaryota, Choanoflagellata, Craspedida, Salpingoecidae. The coding region runs from base 1 to 306 and encodes 101 amino acids. The transcript is spliced from 2 exons.